AUGGGACUGAUUCUCUGGAUUGCCGAACACGAGUGGGGGAUUGAGGGUUUGUUGGCAUACGUCGAUGACGUUUUCGGAGUAGAGGACGAGGAGGAGUUAGAGUGGUAUGAGCCGUACGGAGAGUUUUACCCUCGGAAACAGGCUAGGCUGCUUUGCCUUUGGGAUUAUAUUGGCGUGCCUCACGAGAAGCGCAAGCAGCUAAAUGGACGUGCCCUGAAGAUCAUUGGUUUCCGCGUCGAUCUUGACGAUCUUUCAAUCUCGAUCGAGAAGGACUCGCGCCGUCUCCAUGCCACGGCCAUUCGGGACUUCCUCGCAGUGCGUCAUCGGCCCCUGGUGGAGUGGCAGCGUAUUCUCGGCUGGGCCAAUUGGUUUUUGAACGUGGAUCCCCUUCUCCGGCCCGGACUCCAGUCUGCGUACGCGAAGAUUCGAGGGAAGAAUGCCAGGAACGCGCCAGUGUUCCUGAACGUGGCGGUUAGGAAGGAUUUGGGAUGGUUUGCGGAUCAGGUGGUGAGGUCGCGGGGCGUUUUCAUGUUGGAGGUCUCGGAUUGGGGUAUUGGGGAGGCCGACCUCGGAACGUUUCGAUUUCCCUCGCGCCGCGGGCGGAAUUUUCUACUUUGA
Messenger RNA from Stereum hirsutum FP-91666 SS1, 618 nucleotides. RefSeq lists its product as uncharacterized. The record is from RefSeq and is a predicted model, not a curated record. The transcript has 2 exons. The coding region runs from base 1 to 618 and encodes 205 amino acids. NCBI's taxonomy places the organism in Eukaryota, Fungi, Basidiomycota, Agaricomycetes, Russulales, Stereaceae.